GACUCGUACAACAUGGAAUUCAUAUCAAACUGAAUUAUCAACAGUGUUAUAGGUGGGUUGACUGUAAUUUAAUCUUCAUUUUACUUACUUUCCUUUUAAUUUGUAGAAGAUUGAGUUUACGGCCAACAGCAGAAGAACUAGAACAAAGGAAUAUUCUGAAAAAUCAAACUCCAGAAGAAAUGAAGAAAGAAAAAGAGCAGAAAAAGAAAAUGCUUAUAAGAAAGCUGAGUUUUCGACCUACAAUUGAGGAAUUAAAGGAAAGAAAAAUUAUUCGUUUUAAUGACUAUGUCGAAGUGACACAGGCACAAGAUUAUGAUCGACGUGCCGAUAAGCCGUGGACCCGUCUUACGCCAAGAGACAAGGCUGCCAUCAGAAAAGAACUAAAUGAAUUUAAAAGUAUGGAGAUGGAAGUACAUGCAGAUAGUCGUCAUUUAACAAGGUUCCAUCGACCAUGAAUGAAUGAUUGUAGAGCCAGUAUUCACUUUUUCCAAUAUUUUGAAUGAUGGUUUUUAUCAUCUCUUCCUUGGACCAAUGUGAGAAGACUUUUGCAAGAAUUUCCAAAAAUAGAUUCUGCCAGUCCAAAAAAUGUUGAUUUUAAAGGCAGAUAAAGGAAAUCCUGUACAAAGUGAAUGAAUAGUGUUUGGUCCGGUCAUUCUCCGAACAAAAUCGCUCCCUGCCACAGGCGUCAUUCCUUUCGUCGUCGACAGAAUAUGUUUUUGGACUUCCAUAUCGACUUUAUAAAAAAAAGUUAAAGUCCGAAUAUAUUUUUAAUUAUAGUGUAAACAGUUGUCCAGUUUCUUUAUAAAUUAAGGUAGAAGGACCUUCGAUGUUUGAUUGAUCGGCUCGGUAAUCGUUUUGUAAUUUUAUAUGGAAAAUAGAAUGAAGAAACUUUUAAAAAUGAUUAAUUGGCAAGAUAAGUUUUAGGACUUGCUACAAAAUAAAAUUUCUGUUAUGUAUUCAAUUACAUAGAAAAUUGAAGCAUUGCUAGACAUCUAGUAGCUCAAUUGUGAUCUCUGGUGUAUAGAACUAAAUGGUUGUGAACUUCGUUAAUCGAACCAAAGGGCGUCUGUCGAUGGGUGCCCAAUAUUUUGAAAUGUCCAGUAUUUGCAUGCUGUAAGUAUUCGUAUUCUUAUUGUUAAUAUUGAAUAAGAAAUAUCUUUCUUUACUGCUCCACCAUCUGUUGUGUCUAGAUUUAGAAACACUAUUUUCCAGCCAUAAACAAUAUUUUUAUUUUAUAUAAUUUGAAACGAGUAAAUAUUUGUAAAAAAAAAUUCUGAGAGCAAGUUGCAUUCUAUGGACAGAAAAGAACUUUAUUCUUUUAUUAUGUCAUUUUGAAUUUGUAUUAAUCUCCUCCAAUGUAAAAAAAGUAAAUUAUGAUAAAAAGACAUAAAUUUUGACUUAUGUCAAAAAAAUAAAAAAAAAACCAACAGAGCAUAGCCAAUAUGCAACAAUUAUGCAAUAGAUAACUUUCAUUAUAUUCAACUAGCCAAUAUUUUAUAAUACUAGAAUAAUUUACUUUAUAUAUAUAUUUUCGAGGUGGUAAUUUAACAAUGUGAAGUAAUUGUAGAAUUUAGCCUUUUUAUCAUUUAGGCUGAAUGAAAGAAAAAUAUUUUCAAAAAUCCAUUGCAUAUGCACAUAUGUAUACAUAUAUGUACAUGCAUAUAUAUAUAUAUAUAUAUAUAUAUACCCAAAAUGGUGAAUUCCAUAAUUGUCCAUUAUGCCAUUCUGAAAAAGAAUGUAAAAAGAAAAAAUUAUUAAAUGUAAAAAGGGGCAUUAUAUGGCAUUCAACCAGAUUUUUCAAUAUUGUACAGUACAGAUUGACAUGUAAAUAUUGAUCAUUAUAGAAGAAAAUUUAUCAUUUCCACUUUUACAUUUAUUAAAUCAUCAUCCUUCCAUUGUGAUUGACAUUUUGUACAGUUUCCGAUCAGAUUUUUAUUGUUGGUAAUCCAGAUUUUUCCUAAUCUGGUGUAUCAAAUAUGUUUAAAUAAAUUGUACAUUUGGCUUCCCUCA
Messenger RNA from Centruroides sculpturatus (bark scorpion), 2010 nucleotides. RefSeq names its product phosphatase and actin regulator 1-like. The transcript is spliced from 5 exons. Gene Ontology annotation, molecular function: actin binding. The record is from RefSeq and is a predicted model, not a curated record. Gene Ontology annotation, biological process: actin cytoskeleton organization. The annotation marks the transcript as partial. NCBI's taxonomy places the organism in Eukaryota, Metazoa, Arthropoda, Arachnida, Scorpiones, Buthidae.